This is a messenger RNA of Haliotis rufescens (red abalone), 738 nucleotides long. Its product is annotated as coiled-coil domain-containing protein 152-like. The record is from RefSeq and is a predicted model, not a curated record. The transcript has 7 exons. Bases 34 to 735 code for a protein of 233 amino acids. NCBI's taxonomy places the organism in Eukaryota, Metazoa, Mollusca, Gastropoda, Lepetellida, Haliotidae.
UUCCAAGGUCUUCUUAAGGAACGCAAUGAGUUGAUGGAAGAUGUUCGGGCGGAUGAUCAGGAGAGACAUCGAUUGACAGACAGAAAUCAGAAAAUAAAAAAUGAACUGAACGCUGUUCACGAACUGGUCAAGAACUCUAGCAGGCAUCUGGACAGAAUUUGUACUUUGGAAGACGAGAACAGACAACUCCGACUGCGGUCAGCAGAGAAGGAGAUGGCACUAGAAGCUCUGCAGAAGCAACUGACUGAGGAGAAGCAGACCCACGCCAAGGCGCUGCAACAGACGAGGGAGGUGGUGGAAGAAAGGAUGGUCAAGGUCAACGAAAGGCUAAAGACAGAAGCUUCCCUUGAACGUGAAUUGCUGCAGCGGCAAGUGGCGGACCGAGAGAGGGACCUGAGGAAGUCUGAGGACAACCUGAAGAAGCUCCAGAACAGCAAAGAUGCGGAACUGUCCAGGGCGUCUCUAGAGUACGAAGGCAAGCUGGCCCGCCUGCAGCGACUAAAUGCACUUAGUAACCAGAACCAGACAUCCUCUGCCAACAGCGACAUCUUCAGAAAGAAACUUCAAAACAUGAAGAACGAAUACGAGUCGAAGUUGUCCCACCUGAGGCUGACCAUAGCAGGAUUGGAAGAGAGGCUUGCAGGGGCCAAUGCCCUGCAGGCGGGGAGUGUCGCCCAACAGACUCAACGGCAGAGGCAGACAUUAUCCAUGGGGAAGAGAAAACGGAUAUCAUAGCAU